CCCCUCCCUCAUACUCAACAAAGCUGCAUAGAAGCAAGAAAGAGAGGUCUUAUCCCUGUUUGUUUUUUUGAUCGGUCUUCCACAGCCUCCCAGUUUUCUCUUUAAUAUUUAUUUUUUUUACCCAUAAACAGAACCCGCGUGUUUGAUAACUCCUUCAUCCUCCCUUUUCCUCCAUCCCCGUUUCUCCUCCUUCCCUCUCCCUCCCUCUCUCUCCUCACCCCUCAUCCUCCAUCUGAUCUAGUCGACCAUCUGUUUCAUCACGAACCUUUCAGAAUGAUUACCAAAAUUCACGCCCGUUCAGUCUACGACUCUCGCGGUAACCCCACUGUUGAGGUAGAUCUCACUACUAGUGAUACUGGCUUGCAUAGGGCUAUUGUCCCCUCCGGUGCUUCCACCGGCCAACACGAAGCCAUUGAGCUUCGGGACAAAGACAAGACCAAAUGGGCGGGGAAGGGUGUUCUCAAGGCUGUUGAAAAUGUCAAUACUAUCAUCGCCCCUGCCCUCAUUAAGGAAAGGUUCGACGUCAAGGACCAAGCUGCUAUCGAUAAGUUCUUGAUUGAUCUUGACGGAACCCCAAAUAAGGCCAAGUUGGGGGCCAACGCUAUUCUUGGUGUCUCUUUGGCUGUUGCUAAGGCUGGAGCUGCUGCAAAGAGUGUUCCACUAUAUGCCCAUGUUGCGGAUCUUGCCGGUACUAAAAAGCCAUUUGUUCUCCCGGUUCCGUUCAUGAAUGUUAUUAACGGAGGAUCUCAUGCCGGAGGUCGUCUCGCCUUCCAAGAGUUCAUGAUUGUUCCCUGUGAGGCCCCGAGCUUUACCGAGGCUAUGAGGCAGGGAGCUGAGGUUUACCAGAUCCUCAAGACCCUCACCAAGAAGAAGUAUGGUCAGUCCGCUGGUAAUGUUGGUGACGAGGGUGGUGUUGCACCCGACAUUCAGACCGCUGAGGAGGCUCUUGACCUCAUCACCGAUGCUAUUGAUAAGGCUGGCUACACUGGCCAGAUAAAGAUCGCUAUGGAUGUUGCCUCUUCCGAGUUCUACAAGGAGGAUGCUAAGAAGUACGAUCUUGACUUCAAGAACCCCGACUCCGAUAGUAGCAAGUGGUUGACCUAUCAGGAAUUGGCCGACCUCUACAAGAGCCUUGCCCAGAGAUACCCAAUUGUCAGCAUCGAGGAUCCCUUCGCUGAGGAUGACUGGGAGGCCUGGACCCACUUUUACAAGACCAGUGACUUCCAGAUUGUUGGUGACGAUCUGACUGUUACCAACCCCAUCCGCAUCAAGAGGGCCAUUGAUGAGAAGAGCUGCAACGCUCUCCUUCUCAAGGUCAACCAGAUUGGUACCCUCACUGAGUCUAUCCAGGCCGCUAGGGACUCAUACACCGCUGGCUGGGGUGUCAUGGUCUCCCACCGUUCUGGUGAGACUGAGGAUGUCACAAUUGCGGACAUCGUUGUCGGUCUCCGCGCCGGUCAGAUAAAGACUGGUGCUCCCGCGAGAAGUGAGCGUCUUGCCAAGCUCAACCAGAUCCUCCGUAUCGAGGAAGAAUUAGGCGAGCAGGCCACCUAUGCUGGGAACAAUUUCAGAACCGCUGUCAACCUUUAAAUUUUACCCAGUUCAACAUAUGUCGGGGACUUGGGGACAGUUUAGAUAAAAAAUUACUUCCCCGAACCUUAAUUAAAACGAUGCAUAGCUA
This is a messenger RNA of Tuber melanosporum (Perigord truffle), 1681 nucleotides long. RefSeq lists its product as uncharacterized. The record is from RefSeq and is a predicted model, not a curated record. Gene Ontology annotation, molecular function: magnesium ion binding; phosphopyruvate hydratase activity. Gene Ontology annotation, cellular component: phosphopyruvate hydratase complex. Gene Ontology annotation, biological process: glycolytic process. The transcript is spliced from 7 exons. Lineage: Eukaryota; Fungi; Ascomycota; Pezizomycetes; Pezizales; Tuberaceae. The coding region runs from base 274 to 1590 and encodes 438 amino acids.